AUGGGCCGUUUCGGGUCACAGACCAGUACCUAUAAUAGGCUGGUGACCAUCUUUGUCGCCAUUGGGUCAAUGACCUAUGGUUACUGUGCUUCCAUCAUCUCUAGCACUAUCGGCCAGCCAGGAUGGUAUACUUACUUCAAGCUUCCCGCUGAGGGUGAGCCUGGCUAUGACAGUAUCACAACCCCCGCCAUCUCGACCGCCAACGGUGUGUUCAGCGCCGGUGGUGCCGUUGGUACUCUGUUUAUGAUGUGGUCUUGCGAACAAUUUGGUCGCAAGGCCAACAUUCAACUGGGUGCUUUCUUCACCAUGUUUGGCGGCGCCCUUCAGGGCGGGGCUAACUCUCUCGCAAUGUUUCAAGGUGGUCGCUUCGUUUGCGGUCUUGGAAUCGGUGUCCUGGUCACAGUCUGCCCUAUGUACCUAUCUGAGAUGUCGAGUGCCCUCCGUCGCGGCUGGCUCGUCGGGCACCAUGCCAUCUUUCUUGUCUUCGGAUACAUGCUUGCUGCAUGGGUGGGUUUUGCCUGCUACUACGCAGAGAGUUCCAUCCCCUCUUUUGGCUGGCGAUUACCACUAGCUCUUCAAUGUCUUCCUCCCUUGGUCUUGUUCAUCGGGUCUCCUUGGCUUCCUCGUUCUCCACGUUGGCUGAUUUCCAAGGGCAAAUUUGACGAAGCCGAGCGUGUUCUUCUGCGUCUUCGGGAAUCUCCAGAUGACCCCGACAAUCUGGUUGCGAAAGAGGAGUUCUACCAGACAAAAGAGCAGAUUCGACUAGAGGCGAAGAGAUUAUCCGAGUAUGGUAAUGUUUGGAAUGCAGUGAUCAAGAAGAAAUCGUAUCGCAAGCGCAUGGCUAUUGGCUUCCUUACCCAAUGGGGUGCUGAAUUUGGCGGACCUUUGAUCAUUAACAACUAUGCCGUCCUUUUGUACACAAAUCUCGGAGAGAAAGGUAGUAUGCCUCUCUUGCUGAGUGCCAUCUGGUUGACCACUGCUGGUCUGAUCUACAACCCUCUGGGUGCCUGGCUGCACGAUAGAGUCAACUCCCGGCGCGGGAUGUAUAUGACUGGGUUUGUGGGUAUCAUUUGCACUACCUCUUGUCUCGCUGCGAUGACUGCUCAAUACGCCGGUACUACCAACAAGGUCGGCAAUGGGUUUGGUAUUCUGUUCAUGUAUCUGUAUCUGGCCUUCCAGGGCACUUGCUGUGAUACUACCAUGUACCUUUAUGUCUCAGAGAUUUUCCCAACUGAGAUUCGUCCCAUCGGUAUGGGCUUUUCGUUGUUCGGUCAAUUUGCUGCGACGUUGAUUCUCCUGGAGACCGCCCCGAUGGGCUUCAACAACGCUGGUUGGAAGUACUACCUUGUCAUCAUCUGCUGGUCUGCGUUUUUCAUCCCGAUCAUCUACUUUUUCUUCCCCGAGACCGCUGGCCUCACCCUCGAGGAAAUCGCCAAGAACUUUGGCGAAGAGGUUGCCGUCAACCUUACCGACGCGACCGAUGAAGAAAAAGCUCAGCUCGAUCAUCAAAUCGCUCAGAAUGAUGGCAAGCUCCCACAUCAAUACGACAGUCGUGAACCUUCAAAGGAUGUUGAGAAGGACGCCACUGUACAACCAUCCCCAGUGGACAGCUCUGAGCAAGACAUCCCGGAUAAGCAUGCGUGA
This is a messenger RNA of Penicillium maclennaniae, 1644 nucleotides long. Its product is annotated as putative MFS sugar transporter. Gene Ontology annotation, cellular component: membrane. The transcript is spliced from 8 exons. Gene Ontology annotation, biological process: carbohydrate transport; transmembrane transport. Gene Ontology annotation, molecular function: carbohydrate:proton symporter activity. Bases 1 to 1644 code for a protein of 547 amino acids. NCBI's taxonomy places the organism in Eukaryota, Fungi, Ascomycota, Eurotiomycetes, Eurotiales, Aspergillaceae. The record is from RefSeq and is a predicted model, not a curated record.